Notothenia coriiceps (black rockcod) is the source of this 1070-nucleotide messenger RNA. RefSeq names its product vacuolar protein sorting-associated protein 13D-like. The record is from RefSeq and is a predicted model, not a curated record. NCBI's taxonomy places the organism in Eukaryota, Metazoa, Chordata, Actinopteri, Perciformes, Nototheniidae. Gene Ontology annotation, biological process: protein retention in Golgi apparatus; protein targeting to vacuole; mitochondrion organization. The transcript has 7 exons. Bases 141 to 1070 code for a protein of 309 amino acids.
CUGUGAUUUUAGUUGAUGUUUGAUUUGUUCUUCAGGUGAAGGGUGGGCUGUCAGGUUUGUAUGAUGGAGCAGAGGUGGUGCUGGGACCAGACUCAGGGCUGCAGGCUCCUGGCCCCGAGCAGCAGUUCAUCAACCAGAAGAUGAGGCCAGGGUCUGGUGUGCUGUCAGUCCAGGUGCUGCCAGAUGGACCAACACGUGUCCUACAGAUCAGUGACUUUAACCAGAGGAGAAUGAUCCGCAGCUCCCCCAGUACAGAGCAGGACCGGGGGAAGGGGGAGGUGAAGAAGAAGAAGCCUGAGCAGGAGCUGGAGGUGUUGGUGAACCUGGAGGAGGGUGUAGGGGUAUCUCUGGUCAACAAGGUCCCAGAGGAGCUGGUGUUCACCACGCUGUCCGGGAUAGAUGUCCACUUCACCCGCACUGCAGCUAACGAGGUGUUGGAGCUCAGCAUUCAGAACAUCCAGGUGGACAACCAGCUGCUGGGCAGCACACAGCCUGUGAUGCUGUGUGUGACGCCCAGCUGCAGUGACAGCAGUGUGAGCGACAGCGGCCCUGCCCUGCAGGUCAACUCUGUGAAGGUUCCCAGCAGCCUCAUGCUCACGUACCUGUUCAAGCACCUCAUGGUGACCGCCCGCCGCUUCACCGUCAUCAUUGAGGAGAAGCUGCUGCUCAAGCUGCUCAGCUUCUUUGGAUACGGACGGACUGAGGCUGAGCUGGAAACAUUUGAUGAAAACAUCUAUGAGAAGCCCAACGAGGAAUCAGGACCUCCCAAACGCUACUACUUUGAGAACCUGAAGAUCAGCCUCCCCCAGGUCAAACUUAGUGUGUUUACCUCUCACAAGCUGCCUCCAGACCUCAAGGUAACCCAACACACUCAUCUCUACUCACACUGUCCCUUCCUGGUCAAACACCUGACCAGCUGCAUCCCUGUGAUUGGAGGCUUCCUCUUUGUGUUUGUGGUCAUCACGUUGCUCCAGACGAGCUUCACAGACCCCGGCAUCUUGCCCCGAGCGACGCCCGAUGAGGCGGCAGACAUCGAAAAACAGAUCGGUAAGAGCCAACUCCAGUCAUAG